Pimephales promelas (fathead minnow) is the source of this 5105-nucleotide messenger RNA. RefSeq names its product Niemann-Pick disease, type C1 (gene npc1). Gene Ontology annotation, cellular component: plasma membrane. Gene Ontology annotation, biological process: cholesterol homeostasis; intestinal cholesterol absorption; sterol transport. Gene Ontology annotation, molecular function: cholesterol binding; lipid carrier activity. The record is from RefSeq and is a predicted model, not a curated record. NCBI's taxonomy places the organism in Eukaryota, Metazoa, Chordata, Actinopteri, Cypriniformes, Leuciscidae.
ACAGGAAGGAAAUAAGAAAGCUUCAGCUUCAGCCCAGCAGAUGAGAGUCACUCUGGACAAGAGCUCUGGAGACGGAGGAGCAAUGACUCUCCCGGGGGGAAAACAGAUUUUCUGUCUUUUAUGGGCCAUAAUUUUAUUAUCACAGUGGGUGCAUGGCCAGCACUGUAUCUGGUAUGGUGAAUGUGGAAACUCCACUCUAGAGGGCAAGAAGUUAAACUGCAAUUACACAGGCCCUCCUAAACCUUUACCUGAUGAAGGACUGGAACUGCUACAGGAACUCUGUCCUGGGCUGGUUUAUGAGGACAACAAGGUUUGCUGUGACACGCAACAGCUCACGACUCUGAAGAGCAAUAUCCAGAUCCCCCUUCAGUACCUGUCGAGGUGUCCAGCAUGUUUCUUCAACUUCAUGACCCUGUUCUGCGAGCUCACCUGCAGCCCCAGACAGAGCCAGUUCGUCAAUGCCACACAGUUCUCUGCAGACCCGCAGCUAAACAAAACCAAUGUGCUGAAGGUGUCCUAUUACAUCAGUCAGACCUUUGCCAAUGCCAUGUAUGACGCCUGCAGUGACGUCCAGGCUCCCUCCAGCAACAUUAAAGCCCUCAGUCUGCUGUGCGGGACAGACGCCAGCGAGUGCACUCCCCAGAAAUGGAUCAAGUACAUGUUUGACAUCAAAAACGGCCAGGUCCCCUUUGCUAUUGAGCCGGUUUUCUCAGAUGUACCCACCAUGAGCAUGACUCCCAUGAACAACGGGACGUUUAACUGUACGCAGUCUCUGGAUGACGGCUCAGGGCCCUGCUCCUGUCAGGACUGCAGUAAAGCGUGUGGUCCCACACCCGUGCCUCCUCCGGUCCUUCCUCCCUGGACCAUCCUCGGUCUGGACGCCAUGACCCUCAUCAUGUGGUGCUCUUAUAUAGCCUUCCUCUUCAUCUUCUUUGGUGUCGUGCUGGGAGCGUGGUGUUACAGACGGAGGAUGGUCACAUCUGAAUAUGGGCCUAUUCUUGACAGCAACCAGGCCUACUCUGUGAACUCUGAUGGCACAGAUUUUGUAGAUGAAGCUACUUGCUGCGAGACGUUGGGCGAGCGAUUCGAGAACAUGCUGCGUGUUGUCUUCAGCAGCUGGGGCUCGCUGUGUGUCCGCCAGCCCUUGACUGUGAUCCUGGCCAGCAUGGUGCUGGUGUCCAUCUGCUCAGCGGGACUGUCCUACAUGCGCAUCACCACCAACCCGGUGGAGCUCUGGUCGUCUCCCAGCAGCAGGGCCAGGCAGGAGAAGGACUAUUUCGACCAGCACUUUGGACCUUUUUUCCGCACUGAGCAGCUCAUCAUCACCACCUCGUGGAAUAAUUCGGGGUACUUUAUCCCCCAGUCUGGAGCACCCAUCCACUUCUCCCCCAUGCUGGACAUAUCACUCCUCCAUCAGGUGUUGGAUCUCCAGACAGAAAUAACAAAUCUAACAGCUGAGUAUAAAGGAGAGACAGUGACUCUUCAAGACAUCUGUGUUUCUCCACUGGCUCCUUACAAUGACAACUGUACCAUCCUGAGUGUGUUAAACUACUACCAGAACAGCCAUGAAGUCCUGGAUCAUGUGAAUAAGGACGAGUUCGAGAUCUACUUCAACUACCAAACUCAUUUUCUGUAUUGUGUCAGUUCUCCCACGGCCCUGGAUGACACAAGCCUCCUUCAUGACCCCUGCAUGGGUACAUAUGGAGGCCCAGUUUUCCCCUGGCUUGUUCUUGGUGGAUAUGAGGACAAUGCCUACAACAAUGCCACAGCUCUAGUGAUCACAUUUCCUGUCAACAACUACCUGAACGACACUGAAAAAUUAGGCAAAGCUUUGGCGUGGGAGAAAGUGUUUAUCGACUUUGUGAAGAACUAUAGCAACCCCAACCUGACCAUCUCGUUCAGCUCGGAGCGCAGCAUCGAGGAUGAGAUCGACCGCGAGAGCAACAGUGAUGUCACCACCAUCGUGAUCAGCUACGUCAUCAUGUUUGUCUACAUCUCGCUGGCUCUGGGACACAUCAAUAGCUGCCGAUCCUUGCUGGUGGACUCCAAGAUCUCUCUGGGCAUCGCUGGUAUCCUGAUCGUGUUGAGUUCAGUGACGUGUUCUCUGGGUAUCUUCAGCUACAUCGGCAUCCCCCUCACGCUCAUCGUCAUUGAGGUCAUUCCCUUCCUCGUGCUGGCCGUGGGUGUGGACAACAUCUUCAUCAUUGUGCAAACCUACCAGAGAGAUGAGCGAAUGCCGGAGGAAGAGCUUCAUCAUCAGAUUGGCCGGAUCCUCGGAGAUGUGGCUCCCAGCAUGUUCCUCUCUUCCUUCUCCGAGACCGUCGCUUUCUUUUUAGGUGCUCUGUCCACCAUGCCUGCGGUGAGGACGUUCUCUCUGUUCGCUGGUCUGGCCGUCUUCAUUGACUUCCUCCUGCAGAUCAGCUGCUUUGUGUCUCUGCUGGGCCUGGACAUCCAGAGACAAGAGGCAAAUCGGACAGAUAUAUUGUGCUGUGUAAAGUUGUCUGAUGGACCGCAAGAGAAAUCGGAAGGUUGUCUGUUCCGUUUCUUUAAGAAGAUAUACGCUCCUUUCAUCUUAAAGGAUUGGGUGCGCCCCCUGGUGGUUGCUGUGUUUGUGGGAAUGCUGUCAUUUAGUAUAGCCGUUGUUAAUAAAGUGGAGAUUGGACUUGAGCAGACUUUGUCCAUGCCUGAUGACUCCUAUAUGUUGGAUUACUUUAGGAAUCUGAGUGAGUACCUGCACACCGGGCCGCCCGUUUACUUUGUGGUAGAGGAUGGACAUGACUACAAAACAUCGGAGGGCCAGAACGCGGUGUGUGGCGGAGUCGGCUGCAACAACGACUCCCUAGUCCAGCAAAUUUAUGCCGCUUCUCUCUUGAAGAACUAUACUAAGAUAAGCAACGUCCCAUCGUCCUGGCUGGAUGACUACUUUGACUGGGUGAAGCCGCAGUCGUCCUGCUGCAGAUAUUACAACGCAACAGGAGCUUUCUGCAAUGCUUCAGUGGUGGAUAAGAGCUGCGUUCACUGCAGACCUAUGACAACUAGUGGGAAACAGAGGCCUAAUGGCACCGAAUUCAUGCACUUCCUCCCCAUGUUUCUCUCGGACAACCCAAAUAUCAAGUGUGGAAAAGGCGGUCAUGCUGCGUACAGCACUGCUGUGGCGCUGAAAGAGAACGGCACUGACGUAGGCGCCACAUACUUCAUGAGCUAUCACACCAUCUUAAAAACAUCAGCUGACUACAUCGACGCCAUGAAGAUGGUGCGAGAGCUUACGGACAACAUCACGCAGACCAUCACACCGCAUGACAAGAGUUACCGCGUCUUCCCUUACAGUAUAUUCUACGUCUUCUACGAACAGUACCUCACUAUCGUCCACGACACUGCCUUUAACCUUGGUGUGUCGCUGUUGGCCAUCUUUGUGGUGUCUACGGUGCUCUUGGGCUUCGAGCUGUGGUCGGCAGUGCUGGUGUCCUUAACCAUUGCCAUGAUCCUGGUCAACAUGUUCGGAGUCAUGUGGCUGUGGAGCAUCAGCCUCAACGCCGUCUCAUUGGUCAACCUUGUCAUGAGUUGUGGCAUAUCCGUGGAGUUCUGCAGUCAUAUAGUGAGGGCUUUCUCUGUCAGUACGAGGAGCUCGAGGGUGGAGCGGGCGGAGGAGGCGCUGGCACACAUGGGCAGCUCUGUCUUUAGCGGCAUCACCCUCACUAAAUUUGGCGGGAUCUUGAUUCUCGCCCUGUCCAAGUCCCAGAUCUUCCAGAUUUUCUACUUCCGCAUGUUUCUUGCAAUAGUCCUGCUAGGAGCCACUCACGGCCUCAUCUUCCUGCCGGUGUUACUCAGUUAUGCAGGCCCAUCUGUAAAUAAAGCAAAAGCAAUGGCUGCUCGCAACAGGGUGGUGGGUUCAGAGAGAGAGCGGCUCAUCUACUAACGGCUCCGGGCUUUGCAUUCCCAUGUUACACUCUUAGCAACACACUUCGGCAGACCUCUGGGUGUACAGAAGCUUUCCCUUUCAACACCCUCCAAAUAAACCGAAACUCUGAAGGACAGACGUGGAAGAUCCUUUCAGUAUUGAAAUCAUACAGUAAGGGGAGUGUGUAUGUGGAAGAGACACCAGUCAUUUCCCUAAAUGUGUGUAAACAUCCAAAGCAAGCAGUAACCACAUGUAACGCUGCAGUCAUUGCGGUAAACCAACCAAGACAACAAAGGAGGUGAAAGUAUCAAGAGGGCAACAUUUGUUUGUAUAAAUGUGUAUAACUAACCAUUUUUAUUUAUUUGUGUGAUUUUCAUUUUCAUUUUUUUGUUAGCAUAUUUCAUUUGAUGACUGUCAAAUUCACAAAUAAUGAAAGAACCGUUGACAAUGAGCCACGAUGGACAAUCUCUUGAUGUAUUUUGAUGCUAUGGUGAGAACAUGUUACAUAAGCGGCUAGCAGUUUUCUGCUAGCGCUACCAGAACUGUGGUUUUCAGGCAGUAAAACAACUUUAGUCUUAUCUAAUUAACUAAGUUGGGAAAAUGGGUUGCAGUGGUAUAUAAUAGACAUUACUUGUAUUUUUUUUAAAUGUUUACUUACAGAGUUCUAUGUUUUAGCAUUGACAUGCUAAGAAAGGGAGUGCUAGCAUUAAUGUAGUUACUUGAGCCUCUAGGCUAAACUGAGGUGUAUUUGACCAAAGCAUAAGUGUACAUUUUGGCAUCGCAGUCUGGUUUAAAGUCAUGUUGCUCAGGAUUUGUCUGCUUAAUUCAGUUACUAACACAAUAUAGCUUCAGAAAAGCUGCUAAACCGGUUUUGUACCUCAUACAUGUGGUUAGGGAACACUAUUGAAUUAAAGUAUGUCUGAGGCACAAAUGUGUUGGCAUACUAAUAAAUGGUUAUUUUUUUAUGACGAUAAGUUGGGAUUGAUGUGGACUACUGGGUAUGAUGUGAUGUUCCAAGAACCAUUUCCACUUAUUGUAAUUUAUGAAAACUUAUCCAUAGUUUCUUGUUUUAAAGAUUGAUUGUGUGUGUGUGUGCUUCAUGAAUGUAACUGUCUAACUUUAGGAUGUGCUUUAUGGGGAACAGUCCUUGAUAUGAAGAAUUUUGGAAAAAAGUAUACUAAUUUGUAAUAAAAUAUAAUUUGUUUGA